AUGUCUGCAGAAACGGAGAAUGCAUCGCUAAUGAGUGUACACAUAACGGAAAAACCUAUGCCGUGGGAACGCGUUUCCCCAGGGGUGAUGGCUGUAAAUUCCUGUUUCUGUGACGCUCCAAACAGCGUGGGCUGUACGGAGGUUUACUGUCCUCAUUGCCAGUACAACGGUAACAUUUACAAGCCCGGGGAUAGUUUUAACUCUACAGACGGAUGCAACACGUGUUCGUGCUCAGAAAACGGACAAGUGGCCUGCACUGAGAUGGCCUGUCUACCAGGUCCUGAUUGCCAGUACAACGGUAACAUUUACAAGCCAGGGGAUAGUUUUAACUCUACAGACGGAUGCAACACCUGUUCGUGCUCAGAAAGCGGACAAGUGGCCUGCACGCAGAUGGCCUGUCCAAUAGAUCAAAAUAGAGGUUAG
Liolophura sinensis is the source of this 423-nucleotide messenger RNA. RefSeq names its product kielin/chordin-like protein. Lineage: Eukaryota; Metazoa; Mollusca; Polyplacophora; Chitonida; Chitonidae. Gene Ontology annotation, biological process: positive regulation of BMP signaling pathway. Gene Ontology annotation, molecular function: protein binding; peptidase inhibitor activity. The record is from RefSeq and is a predicted model, not a curated record. Bases 1 to 423 code for a protein of 140 amino acids. Gene Ontology annotation, cellular component: extracellular region. The transcript is spliced from 4 exons.